AUGGUUUUGUGGUGAGUUCGUUUUCUUUUUUUUUUUAGAAUUCAUGCUUUGACUGACUUCGAAAGAAAAGCAAGCACUUUGCUCUGUUUUUAUCAAUUUGAACAUAUUUUUGAGAGAAAAGACAGCUUUUUUUGAAUUUGUCAUUAUAGACCUAAUAGGUUCAAUCUGUAGAGAGUUCAACUUUUCGAUUAGGUUCUUGUGAUUCUGAUUUUCAAGUCGAAUAAUAAUUUUUCGUAACUGCUUCUGAGACAAUAUUCAGGCUGGCAAUUGCUCUGCCGGUAGUCAUAGCGCUUCAAAGAUGCUCCGAAGACGACUUCGAGUUCACCUACACGAACUGUGAUGAAAAUGGGGAAAGAUGGCGUGUCGCAGUUCCUCGGCAUGCCGCCAGCUGCGAAAAUCUUCCGCCUCCCCAGAAAGGCCUCAACUGCUGUAUGACAACAUCUUUGGCGGGGUCAACUUUUUUUUUCAUUUCAGCAUUUUCGUGUCAGGCUGGUCACUAUCUCGACUUAGAGACUCAAGGAUGUCGACCGUGCAAUCCAGGUUUCAGGGAAUCGUUAUUAGCUGAGAAUUUAGAAGUAAUUGCAGGAUCAUUCAGCUUGGGAGGCGGCGUGCGUUUCGAAGAUUUCGUCACGUUGCCUGCCGGUUUUUCUAUUGAAAAUUUCGAUGCGAACGCGGAUCUCUACUUCAGUAGUGGAGGCAGAGAAAAAGAAAAUGUCUGCGAGAAAGAGUCAGUUCAAUAUACAAAUGAAAAAAACGUUCAUGGCGUGGUCAAAGGUUUCACGAACUGAAGAUUCAGAAUUGAGAGCUACCUGAACAAAUUUAAAUUUUUUUUUUUUGCUCUUUUGCUCGGUUUCGCUAUAAACGCAUUUGAAUUGUAGAUCAAAGUGAACUCGUUGGGGUUGACACUGAUCUGUGAAUAAAUUAUUAUUAUUAACGCAAAAUCCAUUCAAAAACAUCAGUUCACUGAAGAAGACGCAGAAAAAAGUCUUGCUCGGACCUCGGUAACGGAAACUGGACGCGCCCCGAACGUUUCUGAGCAUUUCUAGUAACCACAAGAGUACUGAAGUCGCUGAAAGUAUCACUAGAAUAAUGCCGCGUCCGAUGUAACUUUGCGAAACUCAAAGCGAUCGGAAAUCUCGAAAAUGUAUAGUGUUUCUUCAGAACAGGAUGGCUCGUGCGGGACGGAGAGCUCAUGUACGUUCCUUCGUCGUGCGUCUCGCGUCUUUCUUUCUCUGCCAACCUCGUUCGUCCUGGAUAUGUAGAGUUCACCUACAGGUCAAUUCAAAGCUUUUGAUUAGUUGAUGUUUGGAAUGUUCAGAAUGCCGCGGAACAACAGAGCUCUCUCGUUGCAAGUAGACGUCCGAAACGAGCAAUGCCAGAGCUAUAGGUUGAAUUACAUUCCCUUCUCAUUUUGUAAGAAAAAAAAGUCCAGUGAUGCUGCAAGAUCCAUGUUGGCUCGCUACUCGAAAAACAAAGGAAAAGAAGAAGAGGAGAGGAACGGAGACUGGCGGAGAAGACGUGUCGACAUGCGCACAGGUGUGGCUUCUCUGGACUGUUACCUUUAGCGUUGAUCCCCAGGUACCAACGUUAUUUCCUGGACUAUCUCAAACAGUCUCGGCUUCCAAUCAUCUCAGGAACCAGUUCAUUUUGCAAGAGUUGAUGUGAAUGGUGAGACCGAAGCAGAAGACGUCGAUGCGAGUCUUUUCCAGGUCUGGCGUUCACCCGGGAGUGUACGGCCUGUCCUCCAGGAACAUCUUCGACAGCGGCGGCCGCUGAGUGUUCUCCCUGCCAGGCCGGCUUCUUCGCUCCGAAGGGCUCCAGCAAGUGUGGAGUCUGUCCACAGUCCCAGUACUCAGGUAUUCUUUUCCAAUUCAUAAUGUAUUCUGGUGUGAAACGGGCAGGACCAAAAGCGGAGCGCUGUAUUAAUCGGCCUCCGUGUCGUCAGUCGGAUUAUUACCCUGUCCGAGAGCCUUGCACCAACGGAUCCAGCCGGGUUACCUACAAAAAAGUGCUACCUGCAGUUUGCCGGGACGACCUUCCUGAGGCCGCAUCGGUUAGACAUUCGAUAAUUAUUGAAGUCAGAGAAAUAGAUUUCAGUUACCGGCGCCUGGGCCUUGGACACCUUGUCCGAAAUGCAAUCCUGGAAUGGCGAAGAACAGCCAGGGACUCUGUGACUUCUGCCCUCUUCACCACUUUUCCGAUGGGAACGGUACAUUUCCCCACGAUUUCACCACUUUUCAUUAGUUUCCAGAGUGCAAACGAUGUCCUGUGGACACAGUUCCCAACUACGGCCUGCAGUACAUUUUAUGGGACGUGAUGCCGCCGAAACUUACGUCUCGUUGUGAAUACAUUUCCGAUGGUCCGGCAAAACUAAUCCAUCUAAAAGCCUUGGGUUUGCAGAUGUUUCCAUGAGUUGUGAUAUUGGAAACGCUUGGAUUCCCUCUGGCUCGGCGCUCAUUUCAGCACCGUCUCUACAGAGAGGGAUCGCAUUCGAACUGGUUUUGUCUAUUGAUGAAGGUGGAAACAAUAAUCUUCCUUCAUUCGUUCGACAAGUUGUUCUUCUUUCAGGUUUUUUCAAUCCACUCGCUCCGAAGUCCAUGUCAGCCGUUCCUGUGGCGCAGGUCACCAUCGUUUUCGAGACGUCUUGCAGCGAUCCUUCCUGCGUCAUUUACUUCAUCGAAGUACUUAGAUAAAGAAAGUGUUUACUAUUUUCCCCAGGAUACGACUGUGGGAAAUGCGAAGGAGUCAUUCUUUCACUUCCUUGCCGCUUUCAACGGCACGCAGUCGAAACGAGUUUGGUCGCACACGGUCACUCAGAACACUCCCGCAAAGUUCAUGGUUUCCUGGCUCUCCGCGUCGAGGCAAAAACUUUUCCUCAGGUUGCGUUUCUGCGUUCUCAAGUCUCCUCUGGAGAAGAUUCCAUAACGGAUGAGGCUCGUAUCUACGCUAUCAACGUCACGAACGUCGGUCAUCGGUGAGUUUGUUGGAGUGACAAGCCUCUAUAUUUGAAAUGAUUCAUUAGGGUUUGAAAAAAUUUAGGAAUGUUUCAGGAAAGCGCAAGGCGGCGGGGCGAGCGAGUGUCUGGCUUGUCCUCACACACAAGGCGGAGAGACCUGCGUCCCGUGCCCUCCUGGCAACUACAUGCAUCCAAAAGUGACCUCCUCAGUGCUCUGGACGAGUCGAACUCAUUUUCAGACCCAACUAUGCAUCCCCUGUCCACCUAACACAGCCAUCAACGCUUCCUCCAGUCGUAUCGGCGAGGAAAGUUGCGUCAAAUGCGGCGUUGGACUUUUUUCAAAGGUAAUGUCUUGAAAAAAUACGUAUCUCAGACUUUUUAUCAGAAAAAAGCUUCCUAACAAACUAUUUCAGCAGUUCUGUAGGCAGCGUAGCAACCUUGUCCUGAAAAAGCAUUGCGAUUGGAACAAAAAACAGAGAUGAUUUGCCUAGAAGAUAUUCCAUUUUAAAGCUUUGAGAAGGCAUAACGAUCAUUUUAUUGGAAUUCAUUUAGUCAUCAGAUUUUCUACAAUCUUCAAAGAAGAAGAAAGUUGAAAAGAAAUAGACAAAAAACCAUAAAAUAGAAAAAAAGUCAAUAAUUAGGACGGAGUCGAGUGCAAAACCGAUGGAAAGUUUUCUAUCGAAGGAAAUGGAAACACUACGUUUCAUUAUGACUUUUCGCCCUGGAUUGAGAGGUAUCGUCGGAAAAGGUCUUCUUGUUAUGUUUUCGAUUGCUAGAAACUGGACACUAGCGGGGGUGCGCGUCUUUUCUCGAGAAGGCUCCGCCUACUACCAUCAGUUCAAAGUUUCUCUUUUCGCGCCAACUGUCAAGUGUGAAGAAGAGUUCGACGGGGCAGAUAUCGUCGGAUUCCUGGACACGGCAAGUCUUUCGUGUGGUUUCGAAAAGGAUGAGAUGUUUCAGUCGAGAGAAAAGGUUAUUGGAACGGCUUGUCGUCUGACAGCCCUUCCUGGGGCCACCCGGAAUCAUUCAAAGAUCGCCCUGGUCUCUCCUUUGCUGUAAGUCCCUUCAAGGCUGAACAAGCGUUCAACGCUUCUUCAUUCAGACUCGCUAAAAGUCUCAGAGCCGUGACUCAAUCAACCGACUACCAGGGCUGGCAUCUCUCAAAAGAGCUUCUCGAAUACGGUUAGUUGUUUCCUUGUUUGAAAUAAUCUCGUCUUCGGUUUCAGAAAGUCUGGACAAAGCCUCUCUGCCCAUGGACAUAUUUUUGUGGUAUGAGCCGAUAGCUUCGACCGGCGUCACAUGUCCCAACGGAAUCGUCUUUGUCGCAGUCGCACGCUGCCAACCGGCCAAAAAACAGCCGGAGGUUCGAUUUUUAUCUAUCAAGAGGGACCAAGUCCCGUUCAGAUGCGUCUGCCGAAAGGAUGUCCUGAUGGAACUUGUGACGGUUGUACCUACGCUGUGAUCAUCGAAACGGCUCAGGUUAGUUUCGAGUUUUGAACACUUUUGGACGUUUAUUUAGUGAUAAUCUCACGAUUCAACUUAUUCAUAAGAAUCUCGAAGAGAAAUGACUUGUGUUUUCAAGUUUCGACGUGCCUCAAACGACACGUUUUUCCAAAAUGUUCACAUAAUAUUGAAUCCAUAUGGUUUUUAUGGAAUCAAAUAAAAAUAUCAGCGUUGUUCUAAAUUUGCGAGUGAACGCAAUAGCUUCAAAAUGUGGAAAAAGAAUCUGAAACUUCUCUAAAUUGAAAACUUAACUUAACAAUUUUACUCAUUAAAUAUCACUGAAAGUUUUGAAGGUACAUUGAGCACGCCUUAUUAACGCCUUGAUGAAUGAAUGAAUAAAUGGAAAUGAUGUUUAUAAUUCGCUCGCAGACAGAACUCUGUGGCGUAGAGAUAGAAAACCAAGAAAGUAAUAUUUGCUUUCACUCCAAUGAAGUCCCACUUUAAUUUAUAAAUGUUUCUGGGAAAAUCAAAUAGAAUUAGAAAAUGUAAUAUAUGAACGAGUUGAAUCAUUAUGUGAUGUUUGUAGCUACCGUAUCAAAAAAAUUACAGUUUUUUCGAAGCAAUUUCCGCGAAAACCAAAACGAACACUGACUUUCUAACGUUUAGUUGUCUUUUUAACACGCAUUCUCCCAGAAAAUCGAACAAAUGUGAAAAAUGUGAAAAAUUUUGGUACAAAAAUUUCAUCUUUGUUCCUGAGAGCUCUCCUUGCUAUCAUAGAUAGUGAACAACCUCUUGAAUGUUUAGAACCAGGUUUUAUUAGGCUCCGCCCACUUUCAGGCUUACUGUAGAAAAAUCACCGUAAAAACCAAACUUUUUUCCUAGUGGAGCAAAUUGGUCCAAAUCAAUUUUAAAAACAAAAAUAUGUUCUCUUUUGACCAUUUAUAGUUAUAGAACUGACCCGGAAAAAUUUUUCUUUCAGAAGAAAAAAAUUCAAGUUUUUUGAAAAAUGACGAUUUUCGCAGUCUUUGAGUUAUAACUAGUACUAGAACCCCCGAAGGCCUGGAUUUUUAUUUUUUCAAUCGACGCGUUAGGGUCUUGUGAGUAGAGAAAAAAAUGUCUAGAAACUCUGAAUCCGGGUGAUCCAGUUGACCUUCAUCUCGAAGAACGCGGCCAACUUGAAAAUGACUAAAUUUUUUUAAAAAAAUCAUUUACUUUCUUGGGAGUAGGAUUUUCUCUCACUUUUUUCUGCUAAUCAGACACAAUCUACUCAACACAAAAAUUGGAACAAAAAAAGUUAUGACUCUCAAGCAUGACGAAAUUUUUUUUUUCCAAUUUUUCACUUUUUCGGAUUUAUUUAUUUUUCCUGUUCCUUUCAAGUACUGAGCUCUACUGGGUUAGGAUACCAGGAAUGCUCAGAGUUUUUUCGUCGUACUGAUCCAUCACAUCUUCCCAAGUUCUUUAAAAAUAUUCCCAAGCUCUGUUUCCGGGUGAUCCCAUCAUUUAUUCAAUACGAAUAAUAAUACAGUUCAAGGGCCGAAAAGACCUCUAACAGAACCAAUUUUCAAAAAGGGAAAUUUAAACAUUGAAAACAGCAACAAACCGUUUAAAAAUUAGAAGAUAUUUUAAGAAAGUCAGCGAGAAGGUGGGGGUUGUUUUCUAAAUAGAUUUUGAAUUGCAUAGAAUCAUUACAUAGAUCAAAUACAACAUCGGGAAGGGAGUUCCAAACAUUUAUUAUUCUGAUACUAAAAAACGAAGCAACGAUGUUACUAUUAUGUCUUAUGUUUGAACGUAAAUAAUAGCGAUGGCGGCGCAGCACACGGACACGGGGGAAAAAGAAGAGACUAUCGAAAUCAAUGGGGACUUCUCUAAGUACAAUUUUAUAAACAAAAGACAUGUCAAAGAUGAGGCGUCUUGUCUCAAGAGUUUUGAGACUAUUUUCAGAUAAACAAGUGAAAUAAGAGUGGUAGGCAAGCCACAACGAUGGUAAGCUCGGAAAAGGAAACUUUUCUGAACACCUUCAAUCAAACAAAUAUUGUGAGAGUCAAUUGGAGCAUAGACUACAGAACAAUAAUCAAUAAUAGGACGAAUAUACACUUCAAAGCAUUUUAAAUACAACGAAAGCUCAGUAUUAAAAUAUUUCAGUACAAUAAGAUAUCUGCGUCUAAACUUCAAUCUCAUAAGAAGUUAGUUAUUUUUUUUACAAGGAAGUUGGUUUCACUUUUCGGUUGAGAAAUUCCCGAAAGUCAGCCAGGUCACUCCUCAAUGUACCAGAUGGAGAUAUUGCAAGAAAAUUAACCUGAACAACUUUUUAGUUUUCGAGAAAAAAUUCUGAACGCUGAAUAAAACAAUCCUAGUCUUCAAAAAUAAGCCAUUUUUCGAUCCUGAGUACUCAUUUCUAGAAAACUAGAAAAUUGGUCAGGUUAAGAAUUUCAGAAUAUUUUUCUGGUACAUCGAUUAGUAUUCUGGCAAAUUUUCUAAGGAUUUUUUUAACCACAAAGUAAAAAUGACUUUCCUUGUGAACAAAUUUACUCGAGUAAAAAAACGCGUUUUUUUGAAUUUUUUUCCUAUUAUAAAAACUUAGAAACUUCACUGAAAAACUCACCAUAUAAUGAGAACUACUGGUUAGGAAGCAAAAAAAAAAACGGUUUGGAAAAAUUUUUUAAUUUCGCUUGACUUCGAGGCCGACCGCUUCGGUUGCUUGGAGGUCAACUGGAUCACCCGGAAACAGAGCUUGGGAAUAUUUUUAAAGAACUUGGGAAGAUGUGAUGGAUCAGUACGACGAAAAAACUCUGAGCAUUCCUGGUAUCCUAACCCAGUAGAGCUCAGUACUUGAAAGGAACAGGAAAAAUAAAUAAAUCCGAAAAAGUGAAAAAUUGGAAAAAAAAAAUUUCGUCAUGCUUGAGAGUCAUAACUUUUUGUUCCAAUUUUGUGUUGAGUAGAUUGUGUCUGAUUAGCAGAAAAAAGUGAGAGAAAAUCCUACUCCCAAGAAAGUAAAUGAUUUUUAAAAAUUUAGUCAUUUUCAAGUUGGCCGCGUUCUUCGAGAUGAAGGUCAACUGGAUCACCCGGAUUCAGAGUUUCUAGACAUUUUUCUCUACUCACAAGACCCUAACGCGUCGAUUGAAAAAAUAAAAAUCCAGGCCUUCGGGGGUUCUAGUGCUAGUUAUGACUCAAAGACUGCGAAAAUCGUCAUUUUUCAAAAAACUUGAAUUUUUUUCUUCUGAAAGAAAAAUUUUUCCGGGUCAGUUCUAUAACUAUAAAUGGUCAAAAGAGAACAUAUUUUGUUUUAAAAUUGAUUUGGACCAAUUUGCUCCACUAGGAAAAAAGUUUGGUUUUUACGGAGAUUUUUCUACAGUAAGCCUGAAAGUGGGCGGAGCCUAAUAAAACCUGGUUCUAAACAUUCAAGAGGUUGAUCACUAUCUAUGAAAGCAAGGAGAGCUCUCAGGAACAAAGAUGAAAUUUUUGUACCAACAGUUAAUCAAAAAUUUCAGAGAACGUGUGUUAAAUAACUCUGACGGUUAUUUUGAAUUUUUCGAAAUCACUUCUCUAACGAAAAUGAGGGUUUACCCCGCAGUGAACCCCGAAAAAAGUGAACUUUUGGUUGAUGUUUGCGCUGCACCCCGCGUUGGAACUGAAUGGGGUGAACGCCUGGGGCAACCGGUCGGAAAUAAAAAGUUUUUUUUUGAGCUAUCGUAACUACCUAGGAUGAAACGGUACAAAAUUGUGAUAUUGGAAAACAAACCACAUCGGGAAACUUGACAGGCUUGCCCUGUGUGCGGCGCGUCUGAUUACCAGACAAUCAAAGGCGAGUGUGUCGGCGGCAAGCAAACGAUCCACUCGAUUCCCCAGAAGUAACUUUUCAGUCGUACUCGCAGUUGCUGUAUCUUCCAAUACGUUCCAGACACUGCGUGAUAUCUGGGAAAGCGGCCGAGUCGCACGACGAACCGUGCUCCGUCCUGACUUCUCAGCAGAAGUUCCUCCUGGCGACCCUGGCCGUCUCGCUCUUUUCAGCAAUCGCUACUCUUUUCCUCAUGUGCAGACGCAACCGAAGGUUUGUCUCAAAACGCAGCAAUCUUUUCAUUUCAUCAGCAAAAGUCGACUGAAUCCUUUUUCAGACUAGAAUACAAGUACACUCGACUGAUAGAAUCGCGAACAGGCGAACUUCCAGUGGCGGAAUCGUGUGGACUCGACGAGGACGAAGAAGAUGAGGUCAGAGGCCUAGGCUUAAAAACUUUACUUCUUCAAACUCCGCCCUUUUUUCAACAUGCUUUCUCAUCUCGAACACUCUUUUUGAGUCACAUUCCCCUUUUUGGGGCGACUCAUUUGCAAGUCAUUCAAUCAAUACAAAACUUUCUAUCAGGAAAGAUUUUUGAACCAGUUAGCUCUCUUUAAAAAAAACUUGCAGAUGACAGACCGAGUCAUAUUUUCGAAAGGAAAACGAUCUCGGCCGCCGGCCAAUCGCGGCGGCUCCGAAAGGGACAACGCCGCCUUCAUUUCCCUUGACAACGAAGACUGA
This is a messenger RNA of Caenorhabditis auriculariae, 8912 nucleotides long. The record is from the annotation of a GenBank genome assembly. NCBI's taxonomy places the organism in Eukaryota, Metazoa, Nematoda, Chromadorea, Rhabditida, Rhabditidae.